GGGAGCGCGCGCGGUGGCAAGUCAGCGGUGGGGACGCGCGACAGGUCCCAGAAGAGAUCCGGAGUGGGGGGGGCGGGUGCGCAGAGAGACAGAGGGGUAGUGGCAGGGUGCGCACCGCCUUUUCCUUCCCCCGGGAAACCGGAGCCGGAAGACUGAAAUUCACCAAGCAAGACAAACAAUCUGAAAUUCAGAAGGCUUUUCAUCGAUGGCAUGAAACCCUAAAAAGGUUCAGACUGGAUUAAUGAGAAGAUGGGAGCAGCAAGCAGCAGCAUUCACGACCUUCCGGAAAAUGAAUAUUUAAAGAAACUGUCGGGACGAGAGGCCAUCUCUGAGAAUGACCCGUUUUGGAAUCAGUUGCUUUCUUUCAGCUUUACUAUCCCAACAAAUAGCGCCGAGUUAAAACUUUUGGACGAAGCUUCUGUGUCCGUCUGCAAGUCUUUAGUGGAGAAUAAUCCUCGGACAGGAAACCUUGCCUCGCUGGUUAAAGUCUUCCUUUCCAGAACCAAAGAAUUAAAAAUUUCAGCAGAAUGUCAGAACCACCUCUUUAUCUGGCAGGCGCAGAACGCCCUGUUUAUUAUCUGCUGCCUGCUGAAAGUGUUGAUCUGUCAGAUGUCAGAAGAGGAAUUGCAGCUUCAUUUCACCUAUGAGGAAAAAACCCCAGGCUCUUAUGGAUCUGAAUAUGAAGAUCUUAUGGAAGAGUUACUUUGCUGCCUCAUUCAGCUGAUUGUUGAGGUCCCUCUUUUAGACAUUACAUACAGCAUUUCGCUGGAAGCUGUGACAACACUGGUCGUUUUUCUCUCCUGUCAGCUUUUCCACAAGGAAAUUCUGCGGAAGAGCAUCCUUCAUAAGUAUCUUAUGCAUGGCCGAUGUCUCUCAUACACCAGUCGACUAGUGAAAACUUUGUUAUAUAACUUCAUCCGUCAAGAACGAAGCCCUCCUCCAAAUUCCGAUGUCUUCCAGCCUGAAUCCGAAGGAGGUGGACUGCUCUAUGGAAUUGCAUCAGGAGUAGCAACUGGCCUCUGGUCAGUCUUUACACUAGGAGGUGCAGGAAGCAAGCGAGCUUCUCAACAGGAAGAGUCAUCACCUCUUGCUAAUCAAAGUCUGUUGUUGCUGCUCGUCUUAGUAAAUCUGACGGAUGCUGCAGAUACACCCAACCCUUAUAAGCAAUCCGUUGUGUCCUUCAAGAACACACAAGAUAGCACAGCUUUGUCCUCGCCAACUCCUCACGCUUUCCAGAUCAAUUUUAAUAGUUUGUACACCACGUUAUGCGAGCAGCAGAACUCUGACCAUGCUACCCUCCUUUUGUAUACUCUUUUGCACCAGAACAGCAAUGUUCGAACAUACAUGUUGGCCCGGACAGAUAUGGAAAACCUGGUUUUGCCAAUUCUUGAGAUUCUUUAUCAUGUUGAAGAAAGGAAUUCACAUCACGUUUAUAUGGCACUGAUAAUUUUGUUAAUCCUUACUGAAGAUGACAGCUUCAAUCAAUCCAUUCAUGAAGUUAUAUUGAAAAAUAUUACUUGGUACUCAGAACGGGUGCUGACGGAAAUUUCACUGGGGAGUCUUCUGAUUCUUGUCGUAAUCAGGACCAUUCAGUACAAUAUGACAAGGACGAGGGACAAAUACCUUCAUACAAACUGCUUGGCAGCUCUAGCCAACAUGUCCGCACAGUUCCGCUCCCUUCAUCAAUAUGCCGCGCAGAGGAUCAUCAGCUUGUUUUCACUGUUGUCCAAAAAGCACAACAAAGUUUUGGAACAGGCCACACAGUCUCUGAGAAGUUCCCUGUCUGCUGCCGAUUCUCCACUUCCAGAUUAUGCCCAGGAUUUGAAUGUGAUUGAAGAAGUCAUUCGAAUGAUGUUAGAAAUAAUCAACUCCUGCUUAACAAAUUCCCUCCAUCAUAAUCCCAAUUUAGUGUAUGCCCUGCUAUAUAAGCGGGAUCUCUUUGAGCAAUUUCGAACUCACCCGUCUUUCCAGGAUAUAAUGCAGAACAUAGAUCUGGUGAUCAGCUUCUUUAGCUCACGGAUUGAGCAUCCUGGAGCUGCGCUGUCAGUGGAACGGGUCCUCGAAAUUAUCAAACAAGGAGCUGUCGCCCUACCCAAAGACAGGCUCCGGAAAUUCCCAGAGCUGAAGUUCAAGUACGUGGAGGAAGAGCAACCCGAAGAGUUCUUCAUCCCGUAUGUUUGGUCCCUUGUCUACAACUCUGCCGUGGCUCUUUACUGGAACCCGCAAGAUAUCCAGCUUUUUACGAGGGAUUCGGGUUGAAACCCAAAAGGAAACGCAAACCUACCUUGCCGGCCCCUUUUCCUAAAAUGACUCCUUCCCAGCUGAGAUUUCCUAAGAAGGAUGCUUGUUACUAUUGUAUAGCCCCACUUAUUAUUUUCCUGGGAGCAUGUUAGAAAGCCAGAAUGCCACAUGGACUCCAUUAAGACUGUAUGCUAAUUUUUAAUCUAUCUGUUUGUCAAGCCAAGAGAUGGAGUUGUUGUUUUUUUUCCAUCAACACUGGCAGUUGGGUUGGAAGAACUCGAGGUGAGGUGAGAUAUUAACAGCAAUCAGCUUUUGGAAAAAAAAAAACCAAAAUAAUGUAAAUGAAAAUAUAUUUUGUUUUUUGGGAAGUCAGCCUUUUUGCAAGCUGAUUUUUCUUCCUGUCUACUCUUAAGCGUAUCUGCAAAAGCCUUUGAGGUUUUGCUGUGGGCUUCCAACUUGAUCUUUGCAGCCUUGGUACCUUUUCACACUGGGUGUAACUGAAAUGAAAUUAAUCUUGUGGCAUUAAUACUUUUUUUUUAAUGCUUCAUUUUGGAAGGCACUAAAACUACCACUUCUCGCUCUGCAAAUCUAGAAAAGUUUAAAAAGAUUAAGAGCAGCUCACGAUUCAUAGUUUCAAAAGUGCUAUUACACGAGUGUGGAUUUCUCCGAAAUUUCACUGUUGCUUCUCAACCUCCCCAGAAACACACACUUCUUAGUCUUCUUUCAGAUAAAUUGGUUUUUGACAGAAAUUUGCAGGCAUGCACGUUUCAAAAUAAACUGUCCAUGUUGUGUACAUUAAAGAGAAUCGACAACGUGCUACAGGAGAGAAAAAGGGGAAAGCACUUAGUGUAGCAUUGUUAUUUUCAAAACACACACACAGAGAGAGAGAGUGCCCUGUGCGAGGCUGCCAAGUUAAGGAACAAAAAAGAUCAACAAUUGUGUUGCCCACCAUACUUCUUUUACAGAAAAAAAUAUGGCAUUCAGAAGAAGGACAGCAUGUGAGACUGGCAAUGUGUGGAAAGACGAUUCCCCCUUUAAUUAUCUUUUCACAAAUUAUUUUGAUUGGUUUUUAACCUCCUGACCAGCAUUGUUCCUCCCUCCUGUCUAUUCUGUAAAAAAUCGCUGCUUAAAAUACAAUCAUAUUUACUUAUUCCCGCAGCUGUAAAGAAAACUGCAUAGCGAUUGAGUUCAUUCAGUUUUGCACAGAGACAGAUUUGGGGUAGCGGGGAUUAGGAGCACUGAUUUUUAAAAAUCGGAAGGCGAACCGAUAACAGGAGAAAUAUUUGACACGGUGUUUGAAAGGAGCUGAAUGUCCUGCAACCCUCUCCUUCAAAUAAAUGACUGUUGACUGCAAGCUGUGGAAAAUUCAAUGUUUGAAAGGGGCAGCUUAAAAAGACAAAAGUUGAAUAUUUUACCUGUGCGAAUUGAUGCUGGAAAUGGCUAAAUUCUGUCAUUUUUAUUGGCUGUACAGGAGAUGGUCAGGCUUUCACUUUGGGAAAGAAUUGUUGGAGUGUGCAGGAAAUGCCCAUGUCGCAGCUAUCUGCAGCUCUUUAAAGCGGCAUUGGCUUUUCUUGGGAUCUUAAGGUUGCCUGCUGCAGCAGCCACAUCAGCCUGAAAAAAGAUGCAGCCGCUUUAAAAAGCUGCAGACAAGAGGUGAGUUUAUCCUCUAAAACAGCACCACCGCCCCCCACCCAACCUUUUGUGGACCAGGGACCAGUUCGACGGAGAGAGGUUUUUCCGUGGACCAGACAGGGUGUGGUUUCGCGUGCUGCCUGCAUCCCACAAAUGUGGCUUUGCUUGUUUGCACAGCCCGAUUUCUGGCAUGCUGUGGCCUGUUGCUGGUCCACGGGUUGGGGGCCUCUGCUCUAAAACACCCGUUCAGAAUUGAACAGAAUCUGCAGCCUUAACUUUUAGAGCAGUGUUGGCAGCUUAAUGAUGGGUGGACUUCAAUUCCCAGAAUUUCCCAUCUGCGCUCGCUGGACAAAUUCUAGAAGUCAAAGUCCACCCAUCUUUAAUUGCUAUAUUGAGCAGCACUGCUCUAAAAAGGCUACCUUGGUCUCAGGUUUCCAAAACCACUCGGGGGGAGGGGGGGACGUUUCACACACUUCUAUUACAAGAAGAAUGAUUUCUCUGAUGUAGAAAGGCUUUUCGUGUUUCAAGCAUGGGGCAGCUCGCUUAGGACUGGAACAGACCCAAAUCAAGAGAUUUAUACAGAAAUUAAGAGUUUGAUAUAGUGUCCUCCAUGGAGCAAUACAAAAGCUUUGCGACGCAUGGAAACUGCAAUCCGAGACAGGUCUAUAUAUUUGUUUCUGACUUUUACAACAUAAAGCACCAUCCCUGGGAAUUCUUUGCCGUGAUAUAUGGUUAAGAUUUCCCCUCAAGACGAGAGAGGGUUAAAAACAAACAAUCCAGUAAUUCUCUCUAGCUUAACUUUCAUUUUACGGGUAACUAAGCGGCUCCCAAGAAUGUGUUUUCAUAGAUGAGCUCUCCUUUUUGGUUACCUUUUCCACAGAAUUAAAACCUCCAAAAUGGGCUCAGUCAAGAUCAUGGAACAUGGCGAAGUAGCUGCCCUAGAAGGAAGAUUCUGAGCUAUUGCGAACGCUGCAAAUCAGAGUUCAUUCUUUGUUAGUCGCAUUUCAUUUUAUUUCUGUUAUUAUUAAAAUACAUUUUCGACAA
Messenger RNA from Ahaetulla prasina, 4917 nucleotides. It is a transcript of the gene DYM, whose product is annotated as dymeclin. The coding region runs from base 250 to 2259 and encodes 669 amino acids. The record is from RefSeq and is a predicted model, not a curated record. NCBI's taxonomy places the organism in Eukaryota, Metazoa, Chordata, Lepidosauria, Squamata, Colubridae. Gene Ontology annotation, biological process: Golgi organization. Gene Ontology annotation, cellular component: Golgi apparatus. The transcript has 18 exons.